This is a messenger RNA of Schistocerca cancellata (South American locust), 1732 nucleotides long. Its product is annotated as spermatogenesis-associated protein 6. NCBI's taxonomy places the organism in Eukaryota, Metazoa, Arthropoda, Insecta, Orthoptera, Acrididae. Gene Ontology annotation, biological process: spermatogenesis. The record is from RefSeq and is a predicted model, not a curated record. The transcript is spliced from 9 exons. The coding region runs from base 216 to 1280 and encodes 354 amino acids. Gene Ontology annotation, molecular function: myosin light chain binding.
GUUGAGUAUUGAGCGCACUGUUAGUGACGGAGCACACUUUGGACAAUAAUGUGUAAACAUUGUGUAAACUGACAUCAUGUAGUGCUGAUAAAUACCAACAUUUUCUGAAAAAUACACGCCUAGACGUUUGUGCCGAGAAGAAUGAUACGCACAUCUCAAAAUUACCGUUAUAUUAGAAAAAAGUCUAUUGACUAGUACCACGGAAGAACACCAAAAUGCGCAGGAAAGUCACUAACUUUGUACUAGAAAUUGAAGUGCACGCUGCUACUUGCCCAGGUGUGUGGCUGUGCCCUGAUGGAGAGGUUUCUGUUAAAUUGAAGUUAUUUGGUGAUUUUGCUGAAACAAUGCAUGUUGAACCUGUUUUUCCCAUGCUGUUUCAUGAAAAAUUUACAUUUCAAAAGAUAUUUCCAGAUAUUUCUUUCUUAACUGAUUUGCAAGAAGCUUUGGAAAAAGAAAAAUUGUAUGUGGAUUUGAUUCAGUGGUCAAUAAUGGGAUCAGAAUCUGUGUUGGCCACAUUUGAGACAACACUGAUGGAUCUGUUGUAUCCUAGCUCAUGCAGGAGGAAAACUACUGAAGCUGACUUACUAAUGGAUCCAACUGAUGCCUUUCCUGGAAUCUUGUCACCAAAACUUGAAACCUCUACCAAAACCACAAUAGAGGAAAUCAUAUUGACAGAGAGUGAAUUACUUGAUGUCUCUACACCAUCAGCUGUGAAUGCCUCGAAAUAUGAACUAGAAAGGUAUGUUGUGCCCAGUAUCCGAGAUGCAAUAAAGAGACAACGGAAGGUAUGCCAUACCAGACUUAUUCAUGAGAAAAAAGGAGCAAACUGCAGUUACACGCUAUCACAAUCUCUGCAUGAGAAAAGUAGAAGACAUAGCCCUUUUUCAGGCAGAAAUCUUGACACCACUGUAAAUACAUAUGAAAGCUUUUUGAACACCCCUUCAAAACGUGGGAGGAAAAAAGACUUUUUGAAGGAAACACCAUUAGGGCAGUGGACUUCUGUCUCAUCCUGGUCUGAUGAAUCACCAAUAAGACACAGCAGUGCAAUUAACAAGACCAGAAAGAAUAGAAAAACUGGAACAGGUUCAUCAUCCAGUGGUGGUAAAUCCCCAUUGCGGAGGAAUACUACAUUCACAAAUCAGAAGAGUGCAAGAAUUGAAAUAGAUCCUGAAAGAUCAGUUAAUGUUCCUGAACCACAUGACACUAGUUCCUGCUUGAUGUGCAGCCAGUACAACUCAGUUUUUGAAGAUGAUAAUGGUAACGAGAAGAAAGACAUCUAACAAAGAAGUAUGUGCUGUAAGACGAAGAAUCAACAGAGUUUCUUUCAGUUCCAACUGAUUGAUAACAUCAGCGACUACUGAGCUAUGGGCAGCUGUCAGUCAUAAGAUACACGGUUUUCCUUGUGCAUUAUCCUUUUGGAACUGUAUUCAUUAAAAGCUCUCUCAAGUAACUACUCUUUUAUGUCAGUAAACAGCUUUAAAAAAUGAAUAUAACCACUUUUUGCAUUUUAUCUGUUUCAUUUUAUUCCACCAAAGAGCACUAUAUUUUACAUGAAGUAACUGUUUUAGAAUAUUUUAUACUAUCUUGCAUAUUAGCAGCCUAAAAUAAGUUGUUGUUAUUAUUGUUGUUAUUGUUGUUUUACUCACCCACAGACCUUUUUUUACAAGGAUACUGAACAUGUCAUGGUAUUACAAUUUAAGAGCAUGAAAAAAAGUCAUGUAUGUUUAUGUAC